This is a messenger RNA of Paramecium sonneborni, 707 nucleotides long. The record is from the annotation of a GenBank genome assembly. Lineage: Eukaryota; Ciliophora; Oligohymenophorea; Peniculida; Parameciidae.
AUGUCUCAACAUGUAUAAGCUAAUAUAUAAUACUCUUUUCCUAAAGCUAAAAGAUUUAGAAGACUUCAUACUCCUUGUUCAACAGACUAUUAUGAACCUAAUUAUUUUCGUAGUACCAGAGCUUCUGGAUUUGGAUAUGGGAAUAAGUUCGAUUUUACAAAAACUUAACCCUAUACUGAAACUUAUUAUGAUGCAACUAGUUCUUUUUAAAAUAAUAAAGGUGCAUCCUUUGGAUUAAGUAGAAACAUGGUCAAAAACAGAUCUUAUUUACAAUAUAAUAAUGUUCCAGGUCCAGGCUCCUAUGAUUAAAGCCCAAAUAAAACUAUUUCUUACUCUAUAGGAUAAAGAGUUACACUCAAUCAUCAUAUUACAGAUAUGCCAGGUCCUGGUGCAUAUGAUCCUAAUAUUAAUUAACGUAGAAGCAUUUCCAUCAACAAAGGUCCUGAUAGAUUCUCAACUGAAUCUACAUUUUUCCCAGGACCUGGAGAAUAUAAUGCUUAACUUUUAUAAACUAAACCUAAAUGUAGAUUUGGCAGUGCUAAAAGAAAGUGUUUUAUUGAUGAUGCUGUUAGAGCAGCUAAGAAGAGUGGAGGUAUUUCUUAUUCUUAAAUAUUAAACUAGUCCCUGGACCAGGUAACUAUACUUCUAUUACUUAAUUUGUACAAUUAGAUAAAUCAAAAGGUCGACCAUCUACUGCAAAACAUUGA